ACGGUCGAGGCGACGGCUGAGGCGACGGUGGCGGCUCAGGCAGCGCCGCGGUCAUCCUCGCCGGGGUCCUCGCGCGCCAUAAGAGCGCGCGGCGGAAGUCCCGCCCUCUCUUUGGCUGGCGGCUCGGGGAGGCAGCGGGCAGGAAGCCGGGCGGGAGCGGCCCCCACCGAGAGCGCCAUGGCCGAGGAAGGCAUUACUGCUGGAGGUGUAAUGGAUGUUAACACCGCCCUGCAAGAAGUGCUGAAGACCGCACUUAUCCAUGAUGGCCUAGCUCGUGGUAUUCGCGAAGCAGCCAAAGCCUUGGACAAACGCCAAGCCCAUCUCUGUGUUCUGGCUUCAAAUUGUGAUGAACCCAUGUACGUAAAGUUAGUUGAAGCACUUUGUGCAGAACACCAGAUCAACUUAAUAAAGGUUGAUGACAACAAAAAACUGGGUGAAUGGGUAGGUCUCUGCAAGAUCGACAGAGAAGGAAAACCUCGCAAAGUAGUGGGCUGCAGUUGUGUGGUUGUCAAAGACUAUGGCAAGGAAUCUCAGGCCAAAGAUGUCAUCGAAGAGUACUUCAAGUGCAAGAAAUGAAUGAAAAAUAAAUAUUGAGCCUGA
This is a messenger RNA of Dromaius novaehollandiae (emu), 600 nucleotides long. RefSeq names its product ribosomal protein S12 (gene RPS12). Gene Ontology annotation, molecular function: structural constituent of ribosome. Gene Ontology annotation, cellular component: cytosolic small ribosomal subunit; ribosome. The transcript is spliced from 6 exons. Bases 178 to 576 code for a protein of 132 amino acids. Lineage: Eukaryota; Metazoa; Chordata; Aves; Casuariiformes; Dromaiidae. The record is from RefSeq and is a predicted model, not a curated record. Gene Ontology annotation, biological process: translation.